AUGGAUACUCUUAAGAGGCAAAGGAGAACCCAAAGAGCUCUUUUUACCAGGAGUUUUAAUUCAUUUAUAACGGAAUUUGAUGGCGAGGGUACGAAAGAAGAGAAAUUAGUUGCUUUUCAGAUGUUGGAGAGCAAAAUGACGGACUUGGACGCAAUUCAUUUCAAUUUUACGCAACAGCUUUUUGAAGAGGUGGAAGACGAGGAAGAAAUAACUAGAGAAUUAGAGACUAAUGAUACUUAUAAGAAACAAUUUCUAUCAGCAAAAAUGAAAGUUUCUACAUUGACGACACAGGCGGUGCAAUUUCAGCAACCUACGUUUGUUUCGCCUGCCGUAGCUGUUCAGAAAACUUUGAAUCCGACUAAAAUCGAGUUACCGAAAUUCAACGGACAUAUAAAAGACUGGCUGCCAUUUUGGACGCAGUUCAACAAAAUCCACAGUGACGACUCUAUUUAUAAGGAGGAUAAAUUCCAAUAUUUACUUCAGGCAGCAAUACCAGGUUCUCGUGCAAGUGAUUUAAUUAGCAGUUUCCCUUCGACGGCGGAAAAUUACGACAAGGCGAUCAAAAGUUUAAAAAAUCGAUUUGGUCGUGAUGACGUCGUAGUGGAAUUUUAUGUGCGGGAGUUACUUGGUUUAGUGUUACAAAACGCUUCAAAGCACGAUAAGAAUUCGUCAAUUUUAAUAAUUUACGACAAAUUAGAAUCUAAUAUUCGUGCUUUGGAGACACUUGGAGUGACGACCGAUAAAUGUACGGCAAUGCUGUACCCUCUUGUGGAGUCAUCCCUAUUGCUUCGUGUAUGGCAGCGGAAUGGAGUACGGGAAGGUGGUGAUCAUAGAAAUCCUGAGGAACACAAGGAUAGAUUAUCGAGAUUAUUGGAAUUUUUACAACGAGAAGUGGAAAACGAAGAACGGAUCGAGAUGGCGCUUUCAGGUUUUGGUGUUUCGGCAGAUCAAGAGAAGGCGAAAAAACAUAAAGGUAAAGUAGAUCAUAUUCGAGAUAUUCCUACCGCGCAUACUCUUGUUACUAAAAAUAUUGAAAGAACGGUAACUUGUAUAUUUUGUACAUUGUCUCAUGAGAGUCGAGAUUGUGAGAUGGCGCGUAAGCUUGAUUUAAAUAAGAAACGGGAAAUAGUAAAAAAGGAGAACGCAUGUUUUUAUUGUUUGAAGAAGGGACACAUUUCAAGAACGUGUAGAAUAAGAAUUAAAUGUGAAUGGUGUUCAUGUAGACACGUUCUUUUGAUGUGUCCAAGUUUUCUUUCUAAAGAUUCUACGGAAAAUAACUCGGGCGAUAAGAAUAAAAUUGUAAAAGAACAUAACUUGACGAAUUUUUGUGACUCACCCGAGGUUUAUUUACAAACGUUGAAAGUCAAGCUGUAUUCACAAUCAAGGGAAAAAGUUGUUAGAGUUUUAAUCGAUUCAGCUUCUCAACGUUCUUAUAUUAGAACAUGUAUUGCGAAAGAAUUGGGUUACGAAAUAAAGGGUAAACAAGAAAUAAUUCAUUCAUUGUUCGGGGGAAUAAAAUCGAAAUGUGAAAGCCACGAUGUUUAUUUAAUUCAUAUGAAAAGUAUUGAUAAUUCUUACGCGUGUAAUUUUUCUGUAAUGGAUCAAAACACAAUUUGUGAUUCGAUACCGGGAGUAAGAAGUGAAGAGUGGGUGCAACAUUUGCGAAAAAAUAAUAUAAGUUUGUCUGAUAUUGGGGAUGAAAAUAAACCUAUUGAUAUUCUUAUCGGGGAGGAUGUUGCAGGUAAACUUUUUACGGGGAGAAAACACGAUUUAGAAAACGGUUUAGUGGCGUUUGAAACGAAUCUAGGGUGGACAAUAUUGGGGAAGCUCCCUGGUCCAUCAAUGAGAAAGGAUGCUGCGAUUUUGGUAACUACAAUGAUCGUGCAAGAGGCUAGCUUAUCCGAUCUUUGGCAAUUAGAUGUGAUUGGAAUUACCGAUCCAAUCGAGAAAACGGAAAAAAUGGUUCGCGAUAAAAAGACUCAAGAUUUAAUUAUGAGUACAGCAAAGUUGACAGCAGAUGGUCGGUACGAAGUCAGGCUACCAUUUAAAGAUAAUCAUAGUGUUGUCUCGAGUAAUUACGAAAUUUCACGCAAUCGUUUAAUAAAAACCAUAGAGAAAUUAAAAUCUGAAAAAUUGUUCGAAGCUUAUGGUAAUAUUUUUAAGGAAUGGUUGUCGGAAGGUAUUAUUGAGGAAGUCUCGAAAACAGAGAAGAAGGAGGCGAAUCACUAUUUACCACAUAGGCCAGUUAUUAAAGCACAUGGUUCAACAACGAUAAGACCAGUUUUGACGCGUCAUCGUGUAAAAAAGGAAGUCCUUCGUUGA
Leptopilina heterotoma is the source of this 2322-nucleotide messenger RNA. RefSeq lists its product as uncharacterized. The transcript has a single exon. Bases 1 to 2322 code for a protein of 773 amino acids. NCBI's taxonomy places the organism in Eukaryota, Metazoa, Arthropoda, Insecta, Hymenoptera, Figitidae. Gene Ontology annotation, molecular function: nucleic acid binding; zinc ion binding. The record is from RefSeq and is a predicted model, not a curated record.